Rhinichthys klamathensis goyatoka is the source of this 1468-nucleotide messenger RNA. Its product is annotated as E3 ubiquitin-protein ligase DZIP3. The record is from RefSeq and is a predicted model, not a curated record. The transcript has 4 exons. Lineage: Eukaryota; Metazoa; Chordata; Actinopteri; Cypriniformes; Leuciscidae. The coding region runs from base 424 to 1065 and encodes 213 amino acids.
GCUUUCUGUGCGCACACUUAUUCAGAUAUCGCAAGCUGUUGCGAUGUGUAAAUUUGCAAUAUUUCGGUAAUUUCGAUAUAUCGUGCAGCCCUACAAAGUAUUUAGAACAUUCUAAACAGAUCUGGAGCAAGAUGCUUCCAGAGAGCUUUGAGAAUCCCCUCCCUCCUCUUCCAAGUCCCCACCUUCCUCCUAAACAGAUUACUCAGGAGUUAAAGGAGCCUGCAUUCGGUCGCUGUGUAGUCUCUGCGAGGCUUAGAGCCACAGAGGAAACAGAUGGGAUAAGAAAACCAGGGGAUCUUAUUACAGAGGCUUAAUCAGCAAACCAAGGCCCGUCCAGCAGACAGUCGCACAGCUUCGGCCCCUCACAGUUUCUCUUUCAGAGGUACUCGUCUCAGGGACUGGAGAUAAAUACAGCUGUUUAACAUGGAGAACGAGGAAGAGGAGGAUGAAAUCUUUACAACAUUGCAGGGAGGAUAUGAAGGGCAGGAAGAUGUAGAGGAGAAGGAGGAAGAGGAGCCGGAAGCUGAGAGGAAGAGCAGUUGGGAUAUCCCAAUUCCAAGUCGAUCAAUCGCCAGUCGCAGAGCUUCACUUCCAUGCCCGGCUCAGCUGAACGAGAUGCAUCUGAGCCGCCUGCACUCUGCCACCGUGGCCCCAAGCCCAGCUCACCUGAGCCACUUGCUUCAGAGCGGUGAGGCCAAGCCGUGCUCUCGCUCCAGCCAUGUUGGCAAUAAUGAGGUUGGAACGCAAACCAAGGGCAGCACAGGUGAAAGACGCCCACAUGCCAUCCCUACCAUCCCUGAGGUGCACGAGCCUCUGGAGAGAAAAGCCAGAUUUAGGAGCCGCAAUGUCAUGUCUCUGAGUGAUGCGGACAGUUUGUGUCUGAUCUGUCAUGACAACCUACGCAAAGGAGUAGGAGGUAUCAGAGAGCUUCACUGUUCCCACAGCUUCCACAGUGAGUGCAUAGAGGAGUGGCUGUGGAGCAAGCAGGCCUGUCCCACAUGUCAAAAGCAUGUUGCCAUGCCAGAGCCCCUGUACUGGACAUCUACCAGAGUAAUAGUGCCCUGAGCUCUUCCAGCACCCAUUCAAACUAGCUUGGACAUCAGCUUUUACAGGAUUGUUACAUGAUGCGGACGACUGACGAUGGAUAUGAAAGAAACAGCUAUUUACUAAAAACAAAAGGUGGUCAUUUGAUUUAUCCAGGAGAAACAGAUGGGCAGAACAUCUCUCUGGAUAUAGGCUAAUUGAUUUUGCCACCACUGUGUACAAUUGUUUGUUUUUGUAAUUGUAUUUACAUAUUAAGAAAAUGAAUGUUAUUUUCUAUCAUGGUUAUCUUUUUCUGCAUACAUCUAAGCAAACUGAACAAGUUGCAUGAAAAUGUAAAAUUGUAAAAUACCUCACUAUAUUUGUAAGUAGUUUGGACUGGAGUAGGCAUACUUGAUAUGUAAAUCAAAAAGUUCUGUUUUACAAA